Drosophila bipectinata is the source of this 3165-nucleotide messenger RNA. RefSeq names its product Protein cueball (gene cue). NCBI's taxonomy places the organism in Eukaryota, Metazoa, Arthropoda, Insecta, Diptera, Drosophilidae. Gene Ontology annotation, molecular function: Wnt-protein binding; calcium ion binding; Wnt receptor activity. The record is from RefSeq and is a predicted model, not a curated record. Gene Ontology annotation, biological process: canonical Wnt signaling pathway.
CUCAAGGAUAGCUGGCAACUCUGGACCGGGGCAUGCGAGCUGGUGCUACCUCCGAUCCAAAACUCAAUUUAAAUCGUUACUUCUUCCCGUGAUAACCGGUGGUACUCCGCUCUGCUGGCGCGUCUUUCAAAUCCCACUAUCAGCCGAAAGUUCGCGAAAAAACGCGUUCUCCUCCAGAUUCCUUUCCUCUAAUCCCUUUGCUUCCCAUCCGCCACCCGCGCCGAGGACUCUGCAGGUGGCAGACGCGUUCGCAUCCCGUGACCUAACCAAAAUCCCAGCGGUUGUGCAAUCGAGGGUGCUCACAUAUAGCUUCCCACAAUAGCCCAUAACACCCAGGACGAUGAUCUGGGUGCCAGCCUUAAUUUUCCUCUCCGCCUGCCUGCUGCCGCGUUCCAAUGGAACGCCUCUGGAGUGGGACUUUGCCGUCACGCUGAGGACCAAGAUCCAGUUCAUGGACAGCUCCUGGCAGACAAUAGCCACCGCUGCCCACGAGUUCGACGAACUGUCCGCCCUGACGUUCGACGAGUCCGAGGAGUUGAUUUACUUCAACGACCGCCAGCACCAGAACGGCAGCAUCUUCUCCCUGCGGCGGGACGCCUAUGCCGCUUCCCAUGUGGCCCAGCAAGCCAUCCAGCGGACGGGCAAUGAGUCGGUGGGGGGACUGGCCUACGAUCCCCUGAACAGGAACCUCUUCUGGUCGGACACCCUGCAGCGAAAGAUCUUCUUCGCCUCCAUUGACAGCCCGCCCAGCCAGCCCCCUAAGGUUUUGGUGGACCUGAGCCAGGAGGGAGCACGUCCCGAGGGAGUGGCGGUGGAUGUUUGCCGCCGGAAGCUGUACUGGACCAACUCCAACAUAACACACCCCACUGUCGAGCGAAUCGAUGUGGAUGGCAGCAACAGGGUGAUCAUCGCGGACACUGACAUCGACAUGCCGAAGGGAAUCGUGGUGGACCAGCUGUCGGAUCGCCUCUUCUGGAUCGACGACCUGAAGGGGGUGUUCUUUGCGGUGAUGAGCUCGAACCUGGACGGCUCCGACCGCCAGGUGGUGCUGAAGGACAAGCACCACGAGCCCCAGAACCUGGCCGUGACCAACGACGCCAUUUUCUGGACGGAUAGGACCACCAAUGCGGUGUGGAGUCACCCGAAGAAGGCUGCGGUCAAAGCCACCACCACUGUCAGGCCCGAGCUGGAAAGUUCUACGGACGCCACUGAGUCCAGGCAGGAGAGCGAGCCCGUCGAGGACUGCCCAUUGGUGCGCGUGGCCAAUCUCAGCGAGGAAGCGCGAGGAAUCGUGGCCCGCACCGGUUUCUACCAGCGCCUCCAGAAGGACGCCCAUUGCUCGAGUAUUGUGCGCAAGAUAAAGCUUCGCGUGGACGAGAUGAACCAGAACAAGGAAUCGCGAAGCUUGAUGGACGAGCGGAUGGAGCAGCUGGAGCGGGACCACUGCAUGAACGGUGGAAGCUACGUUUCCCAGAGGGAUCUCUGCAUCUGCCCAGCAGGGUUCAAGGGCUCCCGCUGCGAGAUUCGGGAGUGCCACCACUACUGUGUUCACGGUACCUGCCAGAUGUCCGAGAUGGCUUACCCCAAGUGCUACUGCCAGCCGGGCUUCACGGGCGAGCGCUGCGAGGUGAGCCAGUGCGCGGGCUUGUGCCUAAACGGAGGUCACUGUCGCCUGGGCCAGUCGGAGAACGACCCACCCAGCUGCGACUGCCCCCCAAACUUUGCCGGAGAUCGUUGCGAGCAGAACUCCACUCAGAUCUGCUCCCUCUUCUGCCGCCUUCUGAAGCACGAACCGGAUCUCCAUGUGCCCUUCGGCUGCCAUGACAUCUGCGAGGAACUGGCCCUGGACAACACCACCAACAUUGCCAUUCCCCAGUACCAGCACCUGGAAGUGUGCCUGACGCCCUCCGUGUGGACCAGCAGUGUCAUCAUCAUCGUGGUCGUCGGCAUCGUGUCAAGUCUGCUGCUGAUCUCAACUAUUAUCCACGGAAUCCGGCGCCUUUAUAAGCCAAAGAGACCCCGCAUCAGGAAGACGUUCGUAGUGCGCAAGCAGCCGAGGACCAACUCCGCAGGAGACACCCCUCUCACCAACCGACCCAUGGCCGCCGAGCAGUGCGAGAUAACGAUAGAGAACUGUUGCAACAUGAACAUCUGUGAAACGCCCUGUUUCGAUCCCAAGCUGGUGGAGCAGACACUGGCCAAGUCCAGCUGCAAGGAGGACAAGAAGAUACUCAUCCACAACAUGGAGGAUGACCUCUACUAGGGCGCGGGAGUGGAAGAUCAGCUGCCCCGAAAAACAAAAAAGAAAACUGAACCUUGUGAUAGUCGUCGUCGUCGAGUGCGGAUUGGUAUUCGAGCUUGAAAAGCUGCUGCCCGCCCGGCCCUCGACCCCGUUAGCCGCCAAGGUGCCGCCCAGGCAACCAGAACCACAUUGAACCUAGAACACUAUUUAGCAACAAGCCACAAGCAACCAGCAACGUGCAACUGCGCAACACCUGCACCUGCAACCAACCACUUACACUGAGAAGCCUGGGACACUUAACACUCGCCAAAACCAUUUACUUAAACCGAAGCAACAUCUGUGUACUUAGCGAUCCUGGGAGCCUGCUUCGGUCUCGUUAAUUUAUUAGUAGGAUUAUUUCAUCCCAGGGUUAGGAAUUUUAGCUCAAAGCUCUUUCUAAUUUUUUACACAGCUCUUUCACAUCGUUUUUAUUUGAUUAGACUUUUAUUUUGAAUUCCCAAUGUGAAGAUGAAAAGCAAGUCGCCAGACUGACAUUAGCUUUAAACUUAAACCGGAAUACGCACGGGUACGGAUACCAAGGGCCUUUGUGAUUUAUAAUGCCUAAGCUGUUAAAGAUAACCUUAGCAAAUGAGUCACUUUCAUGAUCCCUCUCCCUUCUUCCCAAAUCGCAACAGAACUAUGUAGGUCAAUCUACAUAAAAACAAAGAUCAUCAGACCCCCCUUAUUGCCAUAACUUGCCCGAUCCCCUUGUCCUCCCACAUACGCACUACUUGCAUAAGAAAAGAAUGUAAAAAGACCCAAAAAGCAAAAAAGGGAAACUCUCAUGGAACGAUCGAGAGUUGUAAAUAUUAAUGCAUAGUUUAAUUUUAGUCGUAGUCCUUAAGAAAAGGGUCAAUAAAAAGAAACUUUAUGCAAUUUUAAAA